AUGGGAGGAAAAAUUAAGAAGUUCAAUGGGGGAAAACCUGACGUCGAGAUGAAUCUCGACUAUGCGCACGCCCACGUUCCAGCCUCGGGAUCGACAUUGCUCCCGCGACCAGUCGCGUCAUUGAUAUCAUUGAUUACCCAGUCAACCUCACUAUCGUUGCGACUGGGCACAUUCGUUGGCGGGGCGGCCCUGGAUGGCGCGCGAGCCACGACUCUGACCAGCUUGGAACUAAGUCGGGCUUUGGUUGAGGGGAUCUUGACAAGGGCAGGACGAGAUGUUGCGAUCCAUAGUGGCGAUGAACACGGUAGGACAGAAGCCGAGUCUCUGCUCGAGCGAAGUUUGGCGACGCUCCACACGACGGUGACCUCAGCAUCUUUUUUCGCCGCCGCGACAUUUCAUCUCUCGUCGACCACUUUAUCUUCGGUUGUAAACCUUUCACAGGCACUUUUGUCUACUUUGGAUGCCAUUCUCGGAUCCACCGAGUCUUCGAGGGCCAUUGCAGCCAUUAUCACGCUGAUCCGACGUGAGUUCAGAUUUGUUGAGCCCGGUGCAAGUGCCCAGAAUAUCGGUGUCGGAGACCUCCUCAUUGGCUCCAUAGGCUUCGCGCUAUUGCAGCGUUGGGGAAAGAAGAAUACUGAAAGAUAUCUGCGGCAGAAUGGCGGGGAUGAGAUUGUUUGGGAUGUCGUCAUCCUAGACAACGGCGCAAGAGCAGACGUGAUAGGAUCCCAUCAACUGCAAUUCCCCAACCGCAAUAGUGAAGAGUUGGUAGAGCCUAGCAGUGCUUCAUUUGUGAUGCCUGGAAAUGGCGAGGAAGCCAUUGAUGUAGUCCGACGGUCGAGCAUGUCUGAUCUGUAUGGGCAUCGUCUCUCUAUUCCGUUGGAUGGUCAGCAGCAAGUUUCCGAUGAGGAAAUCCGCGCUUACAUUAUGAGCCAGCUUCCUCAGGGCUGUCACGCAUCUAUCAGAUCGGAAGUCUUGACGGCACGAACGAUCACAGUUGAUAUCUACGAUGAUGACAUGGCAGAGAUCGUCGCUCCCCCUGGCACCAAAAUGAUAGAGGAGAGAUUCCACCAUGACUAUGACUAUGAAGAUACCGAUACGGCCGAUGGCCAGGGGCGGUUUCCCAAGCAUACAGUGGUGUUCAGGACAGCCUUCAACAAAUCCCAGAGCACUCAGCUGCGACCUCCCAAGCCUACACUUAGUACAGGCCCAUUCGCGAAGUUUGCCGAAAAUGUUAAGCCAGCUAUUUUGGAAAAGAAUGAAGUCAAGCGCCCACCGGGGAAAAAACAAGCCAUGGCCUCAUCCGGACCCUUGGGCAUUCAGAGUCCUCGUCUACCUCCCGUGCCUACAAAAGAAACAGCGUCGGGGAAGGAAACAACUGAACAAGAAAUCUCAAGCCGACCCGUUCUCAAGAAAAGACCGAACGAGCCUCUGAACUAUCGGCCGACAACCUCUGUGUCGAAUCGUGGUUUGCGAAGGUCGCCGUUCCCAAACUCCUCCCAGAGACAAUCACCACAGUUGGAAACGAAACACGCCCCAUCUCACGAGAUACACGUCUCUAGAGCCUCGGGUGGGGGACAUUUUGCGGCGCAAGAGAAGAACCAAGAGUCGCUCCUCACUCAAACCGACACAUUCCUCUCACGCCGGGGUGCUGGAAUGCGCUCUGAAUCACUUGGCGCAGUUCAGACUCAUAUUCGCAGCAGCAGCUCCAUGUCUGUAAGAUCGGAAGCAGACGGGACUUUAUCUGCGAAUGAUAACCUCCCCGCUUCUUCAGCGAUGCAUCGCAGAUCCCAAUCAUACACUCCUAGCCUGUAUUCACUAGCAACUGCAGAGUCUGAGACGUCGCUGCUGCUUGCGCACAGGCCUCACAAAAGUGCGUAUGAGGACUUGGAAACCAUACAGGCGCUCAAUCGUGAUGGCUUUGUUCCCGGCAUCUUUCCAGAGAGACACUUUGUACACAACAUUCGCCGGUUCUCUCGUUUCUCCUCUGCCUCAUAUGGCUCGAAUGCACUCAAAGUCAUGGGCGUUCCUAGAGAUUCCAGAACCCAAUAUAGGACCAGGUCAGACGGCCACGAGCACAGUGCGUUCUCAGAGAACGCAGGUCUGCCACCCUCUACAAUCCUCCUGUCUUCAUUCGUCGAUCCAGCUGGGGGCUCGAACGCAGCUGGUGAGACCGAGACGGGGUUCCCGCUGGUCCACUAUCUUUCUAUUGACCAUGACUCCAAAGCGGUGGUUCUGACUUUGCGAGGAACAUGGGGCUUCGAAGACAUCCUCACAGACAUGACCUGCGACUACGAUGACCUCGAAUGGCAAGGGAAAAGCUGGAAGGUUCACAAAGGCAUGCACGCCUCAUCCAAACGGCUCCUAGAGGGCGGUGGUGGCCGAGUUAUGAUCACCCUGCGUGCGGCACUAGAAACGUUCCAAGACUACGGCAUAGUCCUAUGCGGGCACUCGCUCGGCGGAGGCGUCGCAGCCCUUCUCGCAACCAUGAUCUCAGAACCCAACCCCUCCACAACAGGCACAUCCUUUGUAACAGCCUCACACCUACCAUCCACCCGUCCUCGCCUCUUAACCGCACACAGAAACCCUAGUCUCAACACCCCGGGUCCCGGCCUACCAACCUACACCCUCCCAGCGAACCGGCCAAUUCAUGUCUACGCCUACGGCCCCCCAGCCGUGAUGUCCCCCUCCCUCCGCCUCGCUACUCGAGGCCUAAUAACAACAAUCGUGAAUGGCUCAGACAUUGUCCCCAGCCUGUCGCUAGGGAUUCUGCACGACUUGCACACAGCAUCGCUCUCCAUCAAGGACGACACCACAGGCGCCAAAGCGCACAUCCGCCAGCGAGUCAGCGAUUCCCUCCGCCAAAGCAUCAUCCACAAAUUCUACGUGAACCAGCCUCCACUUGUAGUCAACGCGGGCGACGGUGUUGGCGAAGACGCCUGGGCCUGGAAGACGUUGAAACUGCUGCGGGAUGAGAUGCGUGCACCAAAGCUCAUGCCGCCUGGUGAGGUUUUUGUCAUUGAGACGAUGCGGGUUCUGCAGCGGGAUGCGUUUACGGCGCUGGACCUCGGGGUCGAUGGGUAUCCGCGUCUUGGGAGGCCUGCCACUCGCGUGCAGAUUCGGUUUAUUCGGGACGUUGAUGCUUGGUUUGGCGAGUUGCGCUUUGCUGGUGGCAUGUUGAGUGAUCAUAAUCCUGCGCGGUAUGAGACUAGUCUUGCUGCGUUGGUGAGGGGGGUUUUGGAUGAGUAG
This is a messenger RNA of Penicillium digitatum Pd1, 3246 nucleotides long. RefSeq names its product lipase family protein. Gene Ontology annotation, biological process: diacylglycerol catabolic process; arachidonate metabolic process. Gene Ontology annotation, molecular function: lipase activity. The record is from RefSeq and is a predicted model, not a curated record. NCBI's taxonomy places the organism in Eukaryota, Fungi, Ascomycota, Eurotiomycetes, Eurotiales, Aspergillaceae.